This is a messenger RNA of Exophiala bonariae, 972 nucleotides long. RefSeq lists its product as uncharacterized. NCBI's taxonomy places the organism in Eukaryota, Fungi, Ascomycota, Eurotiomycetes, Chaetothyriales, Herpotrichiellaceae. Gene Ontology annotation, molecular function: glycine transmembrane transporter activity. Gene Ontology annotation, biological process: glycine import into mitochondrion. The coding region runs from base 1 to 972 and encodes 323 amino acids. Gene Ontology annotation, cellular component: mitochondrial inner membrane; mitochondrion. The transcript has a single exon. The record is from RefSeq and is a predicted model, not a curated record.
AUGUCCAAUGGAAGCGCAAGCUCUAAGAAGGCCCAUCCCACCUUUCACUUCCUCGCCGGUCUGACCUCUGGUCUCUCCAGUGCGGUUCUACUCCAGCCGGCCGACCUUCUCAAGACUCGAGUGCAACAGAGCCGGUCUUCCUCCCUCGUUCCUGUCUUGCGAUCCAUUCUAUCUGGUCCUCACCCCAUCGCGAGCCUAUGGCGAGGUACCCUACCUUCCGCUUUGCGGACUGGAUUUGGUUCUGCUCUCUAUUUCACAACCCUCAGCUCCCUGCGACAGGUAGUGGCAAAUGAAACAGCACAAAGAAACCUCAGCAGUGGAAUGCUUGCACCUUCGGCCAGGAGCAGUUCUGUUUUGCCGAAGUUGUCCAAUAUUCAGAAUCUGUUCACAGGGGCUACAGCUCGAGUGUUUGCAGGUUUUGUGUUGAUGCCUGUAACGGUAAUCAAGGUCCGAUAUGAGUCCGAUUUUUACGCAUAUAAAUCAAUCAGCUCUGCCGCAAGGUCUAUUUUCGCACAGGAGGGUCUGAGGGGAUUCUUCACCGGCUUCGGUGCGACUGCCGUACGGGAUGCUCCGUAUGCUGGAUUGUAUGUGCUGUUCUACGAAGCCACCAAAGUUCGCCUCAACAGGCUGGCAUCUACUGAGGCCGACCAGUCGACAAGGUCUUCAGGGUCUAGUGCCACGAUCAAUGCUUCGAGUGGCGUCCUCGCUGCGGGACUAGCCACUGGUGUGACAAAUCCGUUCGAUGCCGUGAAAACUCGCUUGCAACUCAUGCCUCAAAAGUACGGGAACAUGCUCAAGGCCACGAGAUUGAUGAUCAAGGAAGAUGGGUUAAAAAGUUUCUUCGAUGGCCUGGGGCUCCGAAUGGGAAGAAAGGCUUUGAGCUCCGCGCUCGCAUGGACCGUCUACGAGGAGCUGAUAGGAAGGGCCGAACGUAUUGUAGCACGUCAUGAUCAGGAUAAGACCAUCAUUUAA